CCAUGCCAAGAAACACCCUGCUUGCCUCUAGGGUGCCCUGGAUUUCUUGGGUUUCGAUGGUUUUGAUAUGGAACGCGUGAUGCUCCCACACCAAAAAUCAAUAGACGUCAUGGGGUCUCAGGGUGGGGUUUUAUGGAAGGUUUCUUGUGGUCGAGCCCCUACUGCACCACCUUCACCCUCACGAGCUGUCUGGUUCAAAGUUUGCGUCAGCGAGCGCAUCACCAUUGCACCCCACACAUUACGUCAACAUGAAGUCGAUCUGUAUCGUGGCGAUCUUCACUGUGCUGGACUGCGCCAGAGCCGUCCAGUUCGACGCGGCGGAUGAUUCCCCUGCAGCUGCGAUAUUUGGAAGCGCAUGGAGCAAAAUCUACCAGAUCCAGGAUGGCUCCAGCAGGAGCUCAUACUCGUUUCCCCCGACGACGGGAUCUUAUGGGAGCAUUACUUCGGGGAUCGGGUCCAGUCACGCAAAGUUGUCCGAUUCGCAAAUCAACGCGAUGGCGGUGGCGCGAGAUGGCUACUCGCAUGUCUACCAAAUCAAGAGCUCCGAUUGCUCGUCGUACUUGUACGUGCGGUCAAACGACAACUACGUCGACACAUCGCCAUCUUUCGGCCUUACCUACGGUAACACUCGGGUUUGUUUAGCUUCAUCGUACGAGUCUUGUUCGACCUGGGCACUCUGAAAUCCACGGAGCACGGCAUAGACCUACUGUACACGAACCCAAAUCUCGGUGGUGAGUCAUGUUGCCGGCGGAUUUCUUCGGGCAUGGGACAGUCGAUUGUUGGGGUGGCCCGUCGGGCUACCGCUGCGUCAACGGUGGUUCUUCUUGCUCCGGCUACAAGAAGCUGGACGAUGUAGUGUUUUACAUCUGGGGGGGCAGCGCGGCGACCCCCAGCCCAACGCCGUACCCGACGCCCUACCCGACGGCUUUCCCGACGCCCUACCCGACGGCUUACCCGACGUUCUACCCGACACCGUACCCGACUCCCUUCCCGACGCCCUACCCGACGGCUUUCCCGACGCCCUACCCGACGGCUUACCCGACGUUCUACCCGACACCGUACCCGACUCCCUUCCCGACGCCCUACCCGACGGCUUUCCCGACGCCCUACCCGACGCAGUUCCCGACGGCUUUCCCGACGCCGCUGCCCACGCCCAGCCCGACUCCCAGCCCGACGUAUCCGCCAGGCUGGCCGACGCCGCACCCGACGUUUCCCGCUGGAGAUCCCAUGGCGGGGGGGGCCGGCGCUGCGGCUGCUACUGGCGAUCCCCAUUUGCAGAAUGUUCAUGGCGAGCGAUUCGAUCUGAUGAAGCCGGGCAAGCAUGUUCUGAUACACAUCCCUCGUGGAAGUAACGUCGACGACACAUUGCUGCACGUGCAGGCUGACGCGCGCCGAUUGGGUGGGCAAUGUGCGGAUAUGUACUUCCAAGGGUUGAACGUCACUGGGCGUUGGGCGGAUGCCAAAAAAGUUGGAGGGUACCAUUACAACGUAUCGCAAAGCGUUGAGAAGGCUCCGCAAUGGGUUGUUUUCGGUAAGGUUGAGUUGAAAGUCGUUCAUGGGCGUACAGGCAGUGGCGUCCUGUACCUGAAUGUAUAUGUGAAGCAUUUAAGACGAGCAGGGUUUGCCGUCGGAGGUCUGCUGGGCGAAGACGAUCACAAAGACGCAAUGACUCCCCCAGCGUUCUGUGCCCAGCAUACGUCCCUGAAGGACGUGCCUUCGAGCGGCAAGGACUUUUCAUCCGUGUCGUCAUUUGCAGUGGCAACCCUGGCGUGACCAGAGGAGACACCUUGGAAGAUGCUUACAAUGAGCAGGUGCUUGCUCUCGGGUGAGGGCGACGCGAUACUCUACGACGCCAUGCUCCCGUUGAACCAGUGAGCAGGCGAGCCGCGGCCACAGGCAGCACUGAUGUGCCGAGAGGUGCCUUUUGCAACGAGAAGGCUUCUCUCUCCCAUCGGUGUGGCGCGUCCUCC
Prorocentrum cordatum is the source of this 1970-nucleotide messenger RNA. The record is from the annotation of a GenBank genome assembly. NCBI's taxonomy places the organism in Eukaryota, Dinophyceae, Prorocentrales, Prorocentraceae.